AUGCAGGUAGCGCAAAAAGAUAAAAGAGAUACGCAGAUCUCUAAAGCUUUGUCAUAUUUGCUUCGACAUGCAGCCACGAAGGAAAAUUUGAUCAUUGACACGAAUGGUUAUACUCCAGUGAAAGAACUACUAAGCCAUAAUAGAUUGAAAACUCAUAAAUGUACACUGGACGAUAUACAUCGCAUUGUUAAGGAGAAUGAUAAGCAACGUUUCCAUAUAAAAGUAUCCGAAGCGGGUGAAGAGUGGAUUUGCGCUACCCAAGGGCAUUCAAUCAAAUCCAUCAAACCAUCAGAUGACGUUCUUGAACCGAUCACUGAAGUAUCGCAGCUACCAGCGGAGCUGAUACAUGGGACAAAUCUCCAAUCCGCUAUAAAUAUCAUUAAAUCAGGCACGAUAUCACCGAUGAGCAGAAAUCAUGUCCAUUUGUCGCCGGGAAUGUUACAUGAGAAGGGUGUUAUUAGUGGAAUGCGGUCUUCAAGUACUGUUUAUAUUUUUAUUAAAUGCCAUUCUCUCUCAUUUCUUCAAAAUAUUAAAGUAUUCAGAUCCCUGAAUAAUGUUUUCUUGAGUACUAGCAUUCCUGUUCAAUAUAUUGAAAAAAUUGUCAUCAAAAGAAAUUUGAGGGACGAAGAGAAAUUAAAUAUCUUGACAAGAAUCUUGGGUGAGAGAAAUAUACCGAUGGAAAAGAUGUAA
Molecule: messenger RNA, 690 nt
Organism: Saccharomyces eubayanus
Lineage: Eukaryota; Fungi; Ascomycota; Saccharomycetes; Saccharomycetales; Saccharomycetaceae
Gene: TPT1
Product: tRNA 2'-phosphotransferase
Exons: 1
Coding region: 1-690 (229 amino acids)
Biological process (GO): tRNA splicing, via endonucleolytic cleavage and ligation
Molecular function (GO): tRNA 2'-phosphotransferase activity
Source: RefSeq, a predicted model, not a curated record